This is a messenger RNA of Salvelinus fontinalis (brook trout), 5214 nucleotides long. Its product is annotated as fermitin family homolog 2. Gene Ontology annotation, molecular function: integrin binding. The record is from RefSeq and is a predicted model, not a curated record. Gene Ontology annotation, biological process: cell-matrix adhesion; integrin-mediated signaling pathway. Bases 631 to 2727 code for a protein of 698 amino acids. Gene Ontology annotation, cellular component: focal adhesion; extrinsic component of cytoplasmic side of plasma membrane. Lineage: Eukaryota; Metazoa; Chordata; Actinopteri; Salmoniformes; Salmonidae. The transcript is spliced from 16 exons.
CAGACAAUAUCAGUUUUAAUUUUUCCAAUGUAUUCCUAAAUAAGAGUGCGUAUUUGGGGACAUAAUUGAAACCAAGCCUAGUGGCAAGAAAAUACCAGCGAGAAAAGGACCGAUCGUAAUAAAAAUGAUAAAUUACAUUGUGCGUAAUUUCCCGCGUCACAUUGCAACAUUCCCCUUCCAAUGACCGAUAAAGAAAGUAUAGUAGGAGCAGGGGGAAUGACCGGUCGGGUAGUACUAUCCGGAUUCUUUGGAACGUCCCUAACCUUAACUCAAACCCUUACCAUUUUAUAUUUAUACUUCAGUGGCAUAGGGACGUUCCAAGGAUCCCAGAUAGCACUGAUCGUGCUGGGAGAGAGGCCCUGCUGCACUAUUUGAAAGGAGAAGACGGAUUGGAGCUGGAGCAAUGAGUGACGUUAUCUGGUGGAAAGAGGGAGGGCGAAAAAAACACGGCUGGACUCCAUUAGCUGAAGCCUGAGGAGACCCUUUGGGAUACUUCACUUGGACGAGUUCUUUGGGAUUUUCUCUUUGAACAGACCUAGAUACAUGAUUUAGAAGAAAAAAACGUGUUGACUAUCUAAACCUCGGAAGUUUUAGUGGCUUUUUGGAUUUGGCUUGGUGAAUUUGAGAAGGAUGGCGCUGGACGGUAUACGGAUGCCCGAUGGCUGCUAUGCCGACGGGACGUGGGAACUGAAGAUGCACGUGACAGACCUCCACAGGGAUGUGUCUUUGAGGGUCACUGGUGAGAUCCACGUUGGUGGGGUCAUGCUCAAACUCGCGGAGAAACUCGAUGUGAAGAAGGACUGGUCGGACCAUGCCCUGUGGUGGGAGAAGAAGAAGACGUGGCUGCUGAAAACCCACUGGACCCUGGACAAGUAUGGUAUACAGGCAGACGCCCGGCUCCUCUUCACCCCCCAGCACAAGCUGCUGCGCCUGCAGCUGCCCAACAUGAAGCACAUGAAGGUCAAGGUCAACUUCUCUGACCGCGUCUUCAAGGCCGUGUCCGACAUCUGCAAGACUUUCAAUAUCCGUCAUCCAGAGGAGGCAUCUCUACUGCGUAAACCCCGCGACCCCAAGAAGAAGAAGAAAAAGCUGGAAGAGGCUGAGGAGGAGGCUCUGGAGCUGGAGGGGCCACUACUCACCCCUGGAUCAGGUACCUCUGAGAUAAUUUACAUUGGGCCGGUCAAAGGAAGCAUCUACUCCAGUCCCGGCCUGUACAGUAAGACCAUGACCCCCACUUAUGACUCCAGAGACGGAAGCCCCCUAUCCCCCACUACCGCCUGGUUUGGAGACAGCCCCCUGUCCGAGGGCAAUCCCAGCAUCCUCGCUGUCAGCCAGCCAAUCUCCUCGCCCGAUAUCCUGGCCAAGCUCUACAAGCCCCAAUCCCUCCUGGACAAGGCCAAGAUCAACCAGGGCUGGAUGGACUCAUCCAGGUCUCUGAUGGAGCAGGAUGUCAAGGAGAAUGAGGUGCUCCUCCUGCGGUUUAAAUACCACAGCUUCUUCGACCUCAACCCCAAGUAUGAUGCCAUCCGGGUGAACCAGCUCUAUGAGCAGGCCAAGUGGGCCAUCCUGCUGGAGGAAAUAGAGUGCACCGAGGAGGAGAUGAUGAUGUUUGCUGCCCUGCAGUACCACAUCAACAAGCUGUCCAUCAUGUCGUCAGACAACCACAUGAACAACAGUGAGAAGGAGGUGGACGAGGUGGACGCUGCCCUGUCAGACCUGGAGAUCACCCUGGAGGGAGGCAAGACCUCCAACACCCUGGGUGAUAUCACAUCCAUUCCUGAACUGGCUGACUACGUCAAAGUCUUCAAGCCAAAGAAACUGACACUGAAAGGCUACAAGCAGUACUGGUGCACGUUCAAGGACAUCACAAUUUCCUGCUACAAGAGCAAGGAGGAGGCUCAUGGGACACCCUCUCUCCAAAUGAAUCUAAGAGGUUGCGAGGUGACACCAGAUGUCAACAUCUCCGCUCAGAAAUUUAACAUCAAGUUGCUUAUCCCGGUAGCUGACGGCAUGAACGAGAUCUGGCUGCGGUGUGACGCUGAGAAGCAGUAUGCUCACUGGAUGGCAGCGUGCCGCCUAGCCUCUAAGGGAAAGACAAUGGCAGACAGCUCCUACAAUCUGGAGGUCCACAACAUUCUGUCCUUCCUCAAGAUGCAGCACAUGAACCCUGACCCCCAGUUCAUUGCGGAGCCAGCCGUCACCAACGACAUCAACUCUGAGUGCCUGGUGUCUCCGCGCUACCUGAAGAAGUACAAGAACAAGCAGCCAGGCUAUAUCAGGGACCUGAUUUCGGCCCGGAUCCUGGAGGCACACCAGAACGUGGCCCAGAUGAGUCUGAUCGAGGCCAAGAUGCGCUUCAUCCAGGCGUGGCAGUCCCUGCCCGAGUUUGGCAUCACUCACUUCCUGGCCAAAUUCCAGGGCGGGAAGCGGGAUGAGCUGAUCGGCAUCACCUACAACCGUUUGAUCCGGAUGGACGCCAACACCGGAGACGCCAUCAAGACUUGGAGGUUCGCCAACAUGAAGCAGUGGAACGUCAACUGGGAGAUCAAGAUGGUGACGGUGGAGUUUGCAGAUGAGCCCAGCCUGGCCUUCAUCUGUGCGGAGGUGGACUGUAAGGUGGUACAUGAGUUCAUCGGAGGCUACAUCUUCUUGUCCACGCGCGCCAAGGACCAGAACGAGUCUCUGGAUGAGGAGAUGUUCUACAAGCUGACCAGCGGCUGGGUCUGAGUCUGACUACCCUGUGCCAGGGGUCAGAGGUCAAGAGGGGAGGGAGGGUGGGGACUAGAUCUUAUGAGUUUAUUUUAUUUGUUAUAUAUUUUUGAUGGUUUUAUUUUGGAACUGUGCUAAAGAGGCCCACACGGCCGCCCACUAUCGUUAUUGCUGUUAAGAAGCUGACACCCUUUAUUUUUUGUUGUGUUAAUGCUAACAAAGGUAUUUGUAAACACUAAUAUUUUGCGCAAUGCUGCAGCCCAGAUGAUCUCUGAACUCCAAACCCUGCCUGUGGCUCCCCCAUCCCUCUCCAAUGCACAGGGGACAUCGUCUACUUCCUCAAGCAGUGAUCACAAAGCUACGUCCAUGAGAAAGUAUCACAUGUCAGGAGGCCUCUCUCUCACAAAGACUCUUUCUAAAUCCCCCCCCCCCCACUCCGACUCACCUGAAGGAACUGAUCAAAUUGGCCCGUCAGCUACUCCACUACGUCGUCAUCGUAAUCCGACCAGACCACAAAAUCAUGUAUCAGUGUUAAUGAAGAAUCACAUAAUUUAUUUAUCCCUGUUUUGUUUUCCUGUUUUAAUUUAGCAUUUUAGUAAGAUGUGGCGCUCUACUUAGUUUUUGAAGUGGCCUGUGGUUUGCCUCACAUGCUACUCCUGUGAUAUGAUACUUUGUCUAAUUUAUGCUGCGGAGUGCCACUUCACUCUCACGUAUUGUAUAAAUAUAGGCAGUAGCAAUCACCACAGUAAGAGUAUCGGCGAAACGGCGACACACUUUUACUUCCUCGGCAGAGACAGGAAGUGAUAUGGGGUAAUUUCCUUCCGUCAUUAAUGAAAGGCUGAGGAACGCAUAGCUCAUGGAGAGACUUGGGCACUGUGUCCUCUCCACCCAAUGAAGGAUUUUCACUUGAUCUAACUAGUCCAUAUGAAGUCACGUGUAAGCACUUCUCCAGUGUACAUAUGAUCCCUGAAUAAGCUGUAGUAGUUAAAUUAAUUUGUUUUGUUUUUUUACAGUGUUUUCUUUGUCUGAGCAUACCUCCAGUGGCAGUUUCCUCUCCCCUGUGUUCAGUAGUGUGCUUUAAGAGUUGAAACAAGCCUUGGUGCACACCUACAGUAGUGCUUUCCUGUUGUCUGCAUUAGUUAGUGUGUCAGCAAAACAGGUUCUGAAUAUUCACAGAGCUCAACCAGGGUGAAUGUCCUACAAUGUGUUCUGUAAACACCUGAAUAACCAUGCCUAGUUCUUACAGCUAAAAUAUGUCAGUGUGGUGCUUGAUCAUCUAGAAGGGGUCACUGAAGGAUACUCUGUUUGAGAAGUUAUUUUUAUGGUUAUCUUGUUGACAAGUUCUGAGGUAAUUACUAAAAAUGCGAAUGAGUAUGUUAUUGUCAUGGAACAUGUGGUGCCAUGAAGGCUUGUUGGCCAAAUGAUGUGGCUCAGGUACAUGCUGCUAGCCACAUAGGGUUGUCAGAUGCCCACAGCAUGUAGGAAAGGCCUCAGCUCUGCCUUGAGACUCAUACCCUUGCCAUUGCAUUGUGCAUGUAUAGUACAGCUGGAGAGAUAUUACCAAUAAUAACAGCGUUCCCAAGUGCAGCAGCCUCUUUACGUUAUCGCCAUUCAUUAUCUUACACCGUAUAGUAUUAUUAUUAUUCAGUACCAUUUUCAUUGUUACGCACCAGCAAUAGGUCACCAAGUUUGAAGAAUGAAUUAUGCAAAGUCCGGGUUUCUUUUUUCCUCGGUAUGAAGGAACAUUAAAUGAAGUAUUCGUUUUUUGUAACUUAUGUAAAAACACAGGUUGAAUUGAAUUGUACAGUUGUUCUUUUGUUGCUGCUUUUAUUCUUGUUUUUUUUUGGAAGUGUAUUUUUGUUUCCAGAUAAGAGGGGAGCCAUUGGUCAACAUUGUGUAGUAUGAAGAUUUGUGCCUGCCAAUGUUACGGUCUCAUUGAGUUUUUAACAUGAUCUAUAUAUGAAGAUAACACUAGUCUCAAACUCCAGGUUGGUAGAAAGUUCAUGAAGAUUUGUCUCACACUACAUAUUAUUAUUAUUACUCAGAAACAUUGAUAAAAGGGCUUUUCAAUGUACUUUUUUCUUGUUGCCUCCUAUAAUCAGAAUUACAUUGCUAAUUUCUGUUCUUGCCUUUUUUUGGAACUGAAUUUGCGCUCUAGCUCUGUAAAAUUUCACCAAUGACACCUCCCUAUGCUAUCAAACUCUUACUCUGUUCAGUGCCUUUAAAAAAUAUAUAUCACUUAAUUUUCAGAUUUGAUCACCAUUGUAGCUUUUCUUUGAACAAUGUUUUUGGUAUGAAGGAGACCCUUUUAGUUGAGAUAGAACCUAGUGUUUGAGACAAACGAGCAUAAAUGAACUGAAGAGAAGGAAGCUUAGCCUAUUUUUUUCCUACUAUAACGUUGUUUUUUGUUUGCCUCCAAUGUCCAGAGCAGCAGUGCAUGGCCUGCUGUUUUCAGACUGCAAAGAAAUGCAUUUAUUUUAAAAAAUAAAAAUACUUUUUAUUUAA